Molecule: messenger RNA, 591 nt
Organism: Necator americanus (New World hookworm)
Lineage: Eukaryota; Metazoa; Nematoda; Chromadorea; Rhabditida; Ancylostomatidae
Exons: 9
Coding region: 1-591 (196 amino acids)
Biological process (GO): glutathione catabolic process
Cellular component (GO): cytoplasm
Molecular function (GO): glutathione specific gamma-glutamylcyclotransferase activity; gamma-glutamylcyclotransferase activity
Source: RefSeq, a predicted model, not a curated record
AUGUGGGUGUUUGGUUACGGUUCUUUGCUUUGGAAUCCUAAUUUUCCAUACGUGCAGAAAAUUCCUGGCGUCGUUACCGGAUAUGCUCGUAGAUUUUGGCAGUUAAGCCCUGACCACCGAGGAACUCCUGAGAAGCCUGGCCGUACUGUGACACUAGUACCUGAUAAGAAGUCGUAUUGCUGGGGACUGGCAUUCCAAGUAGCAGAAGAUCAAGUAGCAGCUACUAGACAAUACUUGGACUUCCGUGAAAAGGCUGGCUAUUCCUUGACCAAAAUGUUGUUCAAACCAGAUGACUCUUCUAUAGACCCAUUUGAAGUCGAGGCGUAUGUGUCAGAUUGUAAUGGGGAGCAUUAUGCAGGACCCACUGACCUCGAAGAUAUUUGUCAGACUAUAAUCGGCAGUGAGGGACCAUCAGGGUCGAAUAUAGAAUACGCACUUUUAUUGGCAGAUACACUUCAUAAGCAGGCACCUCAUGCUCCCGAUCAACAUGUUUUCGAUGUAGAGCGACGAGUUUUGGAGUUGUGCAGCUCUAGUGGAACACGUAAAGAUGUCCUCUCAAAAAUGGACCGAAAGGAUGAAAGACAACAAUGA